AUGAGUCGUCUGACGGAUUCCAUAACUCGACUUGGUCCUGCCAUUCAACGCACCUCUUCGGAUCCUCGCCCAGUUGUCCUGAUGACAUGCGCAGUGGCAGGAUCUGGAAAGACUACUCUCGCGAAAUCGGUCUGCUCCACCUAUCCAUCUUUCACUCGUCUCUCCAUUGACACAUAUGUCUAUUCCCAUCAUGGCCUUUACAACGUGGACUACCCCAAGGAACUCUACGAGAAGUAUCUAAACGAGGCGGAAGAAGCUCUAAAGCAGCAACUUGUCCACAUUCUCGAACAUGGCAAUUCGAACGUCGUCCUCGAUUUCUCUUUCGCAUUCCGCGAAGUUCGUGAUGUGUGGAAAGCGCUCAUCUCCGACGCGGGUGGGCGCUGGGUGCUGGUUUACCUGGACGCGGAUCCAACGGAGAUUCGGCGAAGAGUAGCAGCUAGGAAUGCAUUGAUUGAGAAAGAUGGAGACUCGGCAUUCUAUCUAACAGAGGAUGUGUUGGAACGGUAUCUGAGUGGCUUUGAACGGCCGGUUGGGGAGGGAGAGAUUGUCAUCAACAAAACUGAGAACGAGUUAGUACCUUGGAAGAGGAUUGAGGGUGGCAAGCACUCACUCCCAGCACAUUGGUCCACAAGUACAUCACCCACAUCUCCAUACUCUCGUCGAUCACCGACCGAAAGUAUUUCCCCAGCGUCUUCAGGUGCUUAUCCUUCGGCCACGGCCCAAUCGGUAGUUUGUAUCGUUGCCUCGUUCGUCGGUACGCCUGCCGUGGCUCAUGACCUAUUCACCUACAUCAACGCAGAGCAGAAGCUAGCUGGAAAGCCGGUGAAUGAGUCCAAGAUUUCAUACCUUGCCGUGAGCUACGGGACGGUGUUGGGCGCCACAUUCGCGUCUCUGUACCCUGACCAUGUGGGCAGGAUGGUUCUCGAUGGUGUGGUUGACGCAGCGGACUACUAUGAUCUGGGCUGGAGAACCAAUCUCUACGACGCGGAUAAAGCCCUCGACUCGUUCAGCGAAUACUGCUUCCAGGGCGGCCCUACAAAUUGUUCAUACUGGGGCCCAUCUGUUCAAAACAUCACCGGCCGCUUGAACGGGCUACUGGCCAAGCUGAAAUACCAUCCCGUGCCUAUUCCGAGCUCGGACGCUUGCGAUAUCCCUUUGCUCGCCACGUAUUCGGAUUUGAAAGAGUACAUUCUCAUUGCGACGUAUGCUCCGCUGUCGAAUUUUCCAGUACUAGCCGAUGUACUGUCGGGUUUGGAACGAGGCAGCACUUCGGCAUAUGUCAGAGCAGCCACGGAUGGCUUCUUACCCGCAAACCCGUGCAAUAACGGCAGUGGAAAGAACGGGACGACGGAUGUGAACACGUUGAUCAAAUGCGUGGAUGGUUAUGCUGGGCACAAGUUCGAGAACCUGACGGAUUAUCGAAACUAUGUCGACACACUGACCUUGCAAAGUCGUUUCUUUGGGGAGGUGUGGCCCAACAACGCGAAUGGAAUCUCAUGCAGAUCUUUUGAUGCAAAACCGCCAAAGUCCGGACGGCUUCCAGGCUCCAUCUUGGAAACUCGACAGACUUCGUUCCCCAUCUUAUGUGUCACAACCGAGACUGAUCCCGUUGCUCCCAAGAGAGGUGCAUACAAAAUGUCGUCGGUCUUCCCUGGAUCGGUCGUUUUGACCCAGGCAUCAGUUGGCCAUACUGCCAUUGCCAGUAUUUCAUCGUGCUAUUUGAAGAAUGUUCAGAUGUACCUCAAUGGUCAGCUUCCUGCAGCGAACACGACCUGCCCGCCGGAUGUCUUGCCAUUUCAGGGUUCAGCUUCAUUUUCUUUCGGACUAUAA
Aspergillus viridinutans is the source of this 1830-nucleotide messenger RNA. RefSeq lists its product as uncharacterized. The record is from RefSeq and is a predicted model, not a curated record. Lineage: Eukaryota; Fungi; Ascomycota; Eurotiomycetes; Eurotiales; Aspergillaceae. The transcript has 6 exons. Bases 1 to 1830 code for a protein of 609 amino acids.